Molecule: messenger RNA, 1233 nt
Organism: Blepharisma stoltei
Lineage: Eukaryota; Ciliophora; Heterotrichea; Heterotrichida; Blepharismidae
Source: the annotation of a GenBank genome assembly
AUGGGCAAGAACUACAGGAACUGUAAGCUUUAUCUUAGAUGGAAAGACUGCUAAAUCUCCUAACUCCCCCCCCCCCCUCCGUGAGCGAACAAAAAAAUUUUGUUCGCUCACGGAGGGGGGUUAAUUUUUUUUUUUAAAAAAAAAAUUAUAUAUAAAUUUUAUAAAAAAUAUUUUUUUUCGAAUUUAAAAAAAUCCUAAUUUGCAAAAAUUGGGAAGCAAAUAUUAAUUUAAUUUGCAAAAUUUAUGUUUUAAAACGCAAUUUGUUUAAAAUUAAACAGAAUUAGCUCUAGAUUUCAUUAUACUAAUUAUCACUUAUAUAUCAAAAUUUUUUUCCAUUAAAAUUUUUUCUAUUAAAAAAAUUUUUGUUCACUCACGGAGGGUGGGUUUUUGGUCAAAAAAUGGCGAUUUUUCUAAUGGUUUUGUUCGCUCACGGAGGGGGGGGGGGGGAGUAAGCGUCCAUUUGAGAAGGAACGUCUUGAUCAAGAACUUAUGCUUCUUGGGCAAUACGGUCUGAGAAACAAACGUGAGGUUUGGAGAGUCCAACUUACCCUUGCCAAGAUCCGUAAAGCAGCAAGAGAACUUUUAACUUUAGAAGAGACUGCUCCUAGAAGAAUUUUCGAAGGUAACGCCCUUAUUCGCAGAAUGGUGCGCUUAGGGCUCUUAAAUGAAAAUGAAAAGAAGCUUGAUUUUGUCCUUGGAUUGACCUUACAAAAAUUCUUACUCUCCACUAUUGGAAGUGAUUAAGGAAUUUUUAACUCUUAAUUUAUUUUUAAAAAAUUAUAUUAAAAUUUAAUUAAUAUUUAAAAAUAAAAUACAGUUUUAGCUAGACGAUAAACAUCAGAGGUGUUUAUCUUCUAUCUAAAAUUUUAUAUUUAAUAAAAAAGUUAAUAAAAAUUAACCAUCUAAUUAUAAAAUUAUUAAUUAUAUAUAAUAUACCAAAAAUAAUAUAAGAAAAAUAAAGAUGAGUUAGAGAGAAGACUCCAAACUAAGGUAUUCAAGAAGAACAUGGCAAGAAGCAUUCACCACGCAAGAGUUCUCAUCAGACAAAGACACAUAAGAGUUGGUAGACAAAUUGUCAACGUACCUAGCUUUAAUGUUAGAGUUGAUAGUGAAAAAUAUAUUGAAUUUGAUCCUAACUCAUCACUUAGCAAUGGAAAAGCUGGCAGAGUUAAGAGGAGAAACAUCGCUAAGAAGGCAAAGAAGACUGAAGCUGAAGGAGAAGAUGAAGAUUAA